Messenger RNA from Plodia interpunctella (Indianmeal moth), 1307 nucleotides. RefSeq names its product Regulatory particle non-ATPase 9 (gene Rpn9). Gene Ontology annotation, molecular function: structural molecule activity. The transcript is spliced from 9 exons. The coding region runs from base 45 to 1202 and encodes 385 amino acids. Gene Ontology annotation, cellular component: nucleus; cytosol; proteasome regulatory particle, lid subcomplex. Lineage: Eukaryota; Metazoa; Arthropoda; Insecta; Lepidoptera; Pyralidae. Gene Ontology annotation, biological process: ubiquitin-dependent protein catabolic process. The record is from RefSeq and is a predicted model, not a curated record.
AAAGAUCGACAAUUUCAGAUCAUUACGUGCUACAAAUCUGAAAGAUGGCCUCCGUAAAGUUUGCUGUUGUUGAUGUAAAUGAUUUUCUAACGAGAAAACAAUCUGCGGAACCUAGUUUAGCAACUGAAUGGGCGUCACUAGAAGAACUUUACAAUAAAAAAUUAUGGCAUCAAUUAACAUUGAAAUUGCAAGACUUCGUGAAAAGACCGGAACAAAAGAAAGGCGACAACUUAAUACAGCUAUACAAUAACUUCCUGAGCACCUUUGAGAACAAGAUCAACCCACUCUCCCUAAUCGAGAUAUGUGCGCACAUUGUAGAACAGUAUAGCAAUAAGAGAGAGGCGAUCACAUUCCUCGAGAAGAUGGAGCCUAAGGUCAAAAUGAAUGAUGAGGCCCUGACUUUGUGUAAGGUCCUGCAAGGUCAAAUAUACUUGGAACAGCUCAACGACCUGGAAGCAACAGAGAAGAUCAUUGAACAGCUGGAGGGCACGCUGGAGGACGCCGAUGUCGUCACACCAGUGCAUGGCAGGUUUUAUAAGCUGGCUUCGGAGUAUUACAGAGUGCGCGGGCCGAUGGCGCGCUACUACCGCUGCGCGCUGCGCUUCCUCGGCUGCAGCGGCGCGGGCGCGGCGCUGCCCGCCGCCGAGCGCCGCGUCUGCGCGCUGCGGCUCGCGCUCGCCGCCGUCCUCGCGCCCACUGUCUACGACCUCGGCGAGUUGCUGGCGCACCCGAUCCUGGAGUCGCUGGAGAACACGCCGGACGCGUGGGCCACGCAGCUGGUGGCGGCGGCGGACGCGGGCGACGUCGCGGGCUUCGAGCGCGUGCGCGCGCGCGCGCCGCAUCCGGAGCUGCAGCGCGCCGACGCGCAGCUCAACAUGAAGAUUGCCAUACUGUGUCUUAUGCAGAUGGCGUUCAACCGCACGUCAGCGCAACGCAAACUGACCUUCAGCGAGAUCGCUCGCCAAGCGCGAGUGCCGCACGACGAGGUGGAGCUGCUGGUCAUGAAGGCGCUGGCGGAGAAACUCAUCAGAGGUCACAUCGACCAGGUGAGCGAAACCGUGAGCAUCACGUGGGUGAGGCCGCGGGCGCUGCCACGCGCGGGCGCGGCCUCGCUGGCGCGCCGCCUGGACGCGUGGUGCACCGCCGUCGCCGCCGCCGCCACGCUGCUGCAGCGGCAGGCGCCCGACCUCCUCACACUAUAGAAAAUACAUUUUCAUCCUUGCGCAUCAUCCGAAGAGAGUCCUGGAGCUGGCCUUUCCAUACAAAUCCUAGUGUUUAUGUUUAUUAAUAAAUGUAUUAAUUUCUAA